Trichechus manatus latirostris (Florida manatee) is the source of this 2012-nucleotide messenger RNA. It is a transcript of the gene DBNL, whose product is annotated as drebrin like. Gene Ontology annotation, biological process: neuron projection morphogenesis; positive regulation of dendritic spine morphogenesis; regulation of actin filament polymerization. The transcript is spliced from 13 exons. The record is from RefSeq and is a predicted model, not a curated record. Bases 47 to 1348 code for a protein of 433 amino acids. Gene Ontology annotation, molecular function: actin filament binding. Gene Ontology annotation, cellular component: postsynaptic membrane; site of polarized growth; dendrite. NCBI's taxonomy places the organism in Eukaryota, Metazoa, Chordata, Mammalia, Sirenia, Trichechidae.
CAGCGGCGCGGGGACUUCCGGGACUCGGACGGGGGCCGACUGGACCAUGGCGGUGAAUCUGAGCCGGAACGGGCCGGCGCUGCAGGAAGCCUACGGACGGGUGGUCGCUGAGAAGUCCCCGACCGACUGGGCUCUUUUUACUUAUGAAGGCAACAGCAAUGACAUCCGUGUGGCUGGCACCGGGGAGGGGGGCCUGGAGGAGCUGGUGGAGGAGCUCAACAGCGGGAAGGUGAUGUACGCCUUCUGUAGAGUGAAGGACCCCAACUCUGGCUUGCCCAAGUUUGUCCUCAUCAACUGGACAGGCGAGGGCGUGAACGACGUGCGGAAGGGGGCGUGCGCCAAUCACGUCAGCGCCAUGGCCAGCUUCCUGAAGGGAGCCCACGUGACCAUCAACGCCCGGGCGGAGGAGGACGUGGAGCCUGAGUCCAUCAUUCAGAAGGUGGCCAAGGCUUCGGGGGCAAACUACAGCUUCCACAAGGAGAGUAGCCGCUUCCAGGACACAGGACCCCAAGCCCCUGUGGGCUCUGUGUACCAGAAGACCAAUGCCAUGUCUGAGAUCAGGAUGGUUGGCAAAGACAGCUUCUGGGCCAAAGCAGAGAAGGAUGAGGAGAACCGCAGGCUGGAGGAGAAGCAGCGGGCAGAGGAGGAGCGUCAGCGGCUGGAGGAGGAACGCCAGGAGCGGGAGCGGCGUGAGGCUGCCCGCCGCGAGCAGUGCUAUCAGGAGCAGGACCACGAGUCCAGCCUCCGGAGGAAGCCUGAACAGCAGCAAGAAGUAGUUUCAGGGACAGGGGCGGACCAGCAGUCGGCCUGUCAGCAGCCCAUGCACCCACGGGACAUCUUCAGGCAGAAGGAGAGGGCCAUGUCCACCACCUCCAUCCCCAGCCCCCAGCCAGGCAGACUGAGGAGCCCCUUCCUGCAGAAGCAGCUCACCCAGCCGGAGACCCCUGUCACCAGGGAGCCCGUUCCUGCCUCCUUGAGGCCCAGCACAGAUUUCCUCGAGGACCCAGAGCCCAUUGUCCCUCAGUCUCCAGUGCAGGUGGAAGGGGAGGCCGUCUGCAAGGAGCCCCUGGAGGAGGAGAAUCUCUACGAGGAGCCCCCACUGGUACAGCAAGAAGAUGCUGCUUCUGAGCACAGCAUCUGCUACAAGCAGGGGACAGGGCUGCUUGGGAAGGGACUUUGUGCCCGGGCCCUGUAUGACUACCAGGCAGCUGACGACACAGAGAUCUCCUUUGACCCCGAGAACCUCAUCACGGGAAUUGAGGUGAUCGAUGAGGGCUGGUGGCGCGGCUACGGGCCAGACGGCCACUUCGGCAUGUUUCCUGCUAACUAUGUGGAGCUCAUCGAGUGAGGAUAGGCUGUGCCUGAGGCCCUGUCCUUCCCUCCUCACUGGGACACAGCCUUCGUAUUCUGGAGGAGGUGGCAUGAGAGCUGCGUGUCACUCUCCCAGGAACAAGACCCCCUGGAUGAGGAUGAGGCCUCAGGACCCCCACUUGCAGCAAUAACCUGGUGAUUCCCAAACAUGCUUCCAGCUGGACAUUGAGCCGUACCUGUGGCCAGUCCUCGGUGACCUCUGCCUGAGGAGAACCAUGGGAGGGGGCAUCAGAGGUCACCCCCACACCCCAGGCUGCUGCCUGCCUUUCCAUGCAGGGAGCUGACCAGGGGCAGCUGCCCUUUUUCCUUCUUGCUUCUAAGGGUGCGACUUUCAGGUGCAGUGAGCUUAGACAACUGUGCUUAGCAGCAUUUAUGACCAAAGUCAGACUGGACCUGGGUGACUUUGAGGGCAAGGAGAGGGUCUCUGGAGCUGGCUCAGUGGCCCUUAGCCUGGAGGGGGUGGGGGGUGGAGAGUGAAGGGAGGUAUAAGAGCGUCACAACCACAGCACAUGCCUCAGUGGGACCAGCUCUUCCUGUGUGCCAGCCAUGUGCGCCUCUCGGCCAACUCCAGCUGCUUCUUCAAAGUUCUUGUUUUAGGAAAAGUAACAAGAAAAUGGCUCAUGCCUGCUACUGCCUCCUGU